AUGGCUCCACCUAAUGAAAUCGCCGGCGAACAGAAACCAGACCCGACCAUUAAUUGGAUCGAGUUCCGUGACACUCUCCUCGCCUCUCAAGCAGCAAUGCAAAAUUCAAUUCGUGAAUUGAGUCAGACUUUGAUCCAACAUCUUGGUGCUGCAAAUCCCCGACCCGUAGCAGUGGCCGCAGCGCAUCGUCGUCAACAGGCUCCGCCGCCAGCAGCCGACGAUAAUCAACAACACCACCAACAGCUCAACCCAUUAGCCAUUGCCAAUCCAUAUCAACAGGAGGUUUUGCCGUUCAGACCACACGACCAUCGCCAGCAAGACACACGAUGGGAAGCCGGCUUUAAGGUAGAAAUUCCAGAAUUCCAUGGUGGAAUUAAAGGAGAUUCCCUCAUCGAUUGGCUCGUGACAGUAGAAGAAACAUUGGACUAUAAACGAGUCCCUGAUGAUCGCCGAAUUCCCUUAGUAGCUACUCGUUUCCGUGGUCAAGCCGCAUCAUGGUGGCAGCAGCUCAAAACAUCACGGGCGCGUUCUGGCAAGGAUCCGAUUCGCUCUUGGGAACAAUUGAAGAAAAAGCUAAAAGCAACAUUUCUUCCUCACAAUUAUGACAGAACCAUGUACACGCGUCUCCAAAAUCUCAAGCAAGGAUCACGCUCAGUUGACGAGUAUGCAGAGGAGUUCUACCUGCUCUUAACCCGCAACGAACUCUAUGACAGUCAAGUACAACUGGUCUCAAGGUUCAUCGGAGGAUUGCGUGCUCAAAUUCAGAAUUCUAUGUCUCAAUUUGACCCAGCAACAGUAGCUGAAGCUCAUCAACGAGCUUCCUCAUUUGAACAUCAGUUCCGUGUCUCACCUUGGAAUCAGAGUUCCACAUGGUCUCGCAACCCAGAACAGUCCAACCUACAAACCACGCAGCCAGCACGAGACAGUCCCGAGACUUCUACGACAACACAGCGAGGAACAAAUCAAGACGGCGAACAAGGACUGCGUCGUUCUGCUCGUGGUACCAGCUCAUUACGGUGCUACGCUUGUGGAGAAAAUGGUCACCGCCAAACCGCGUGCCCCAACCAAAAACAGCGGGGUUUACUAGUAGAUGAGGUGCAGGAAGACGAUGCAACGGAUGACGAAUUAGGAGAUGAUGAGGAGUCCCAAAACUCAGAGAUCCGCAAAACUCCGGGUGAUACGGGUCGUACUUUAGUGAGUUACACCACGUGUUUAACACCGGAGCAAAGGGAAAAGCAUUGGCUGCGCACCAACAUAUUUCGCUCCACUUGCACCAUCAAAGACCGCAUUUGCACGUUUGUCAUCGACUCGGGAAGCAGCCAUAAUCUCAUCUCAGAAUCAGCGGUACUUAAGUUGGGACUGGAAAUUGAAAAACACCCCUCUCCUUAUGCGCUCACAUGGUUUCAAGAUGGAGUAGCAGUACGGGUCUCACAUAGAUCCUAUGUCCCUUUCUCAGUGGGAGCAUUCUACAAGGACAGAAUGUACUUUGACUUAGCCCCAUUGGAUGUUUGUCACCUUAUCUUUGGACGACCAUGGGAGUAUGACCGCAAAAUUAUGCACGACGGGGUGAAAAACACAUAUCAGUUCAUUUGGGAGACACACCAAAUUUUGCUCUUACCGUCGCCGGACUGGCCGCUACUACCGCCGUCAGCUACCAAACCACCUCCGCAACACAAGACUUCUACGCUUUGCUCACAAGCAGUGUUUGAAAAGGAGUUUAAAAUGGAAGGAUUCGCUCUUGCCCUGCUCACACCGGCUUCACCAACGGCAUCGCAAGUAAUUUCACCGGAGUGGAGUUCAAUAGUUAAUGAAUUUGCGGACAUUUUUCCCGAGGAGCUCCCACAAAGUUUACCACCGCUGCGAGACAUUCAACACCACAUUGACCUCACCCCUGGAGCAACACUUCCUAAUCGCCCACACUAUCGCAUGAGCCCGCAAGAACAUGAGGAACUACGUAGGCAAGUCGAAGAUCUCUUGCGAAAAGGCCAUAUUCGCGAAAGCUUAAGUCCAUGUGCGGUACCAGCCCUCCUUAUUCCAAAAAAAGAUGGCACUUGGCGGAUGUGUGUCGAUAGUCGCGCUAUCAACAAGAUCACUGUACGGUACCGAUUUCCUAUCCCGAGACUAGAUGAUCUACUUGACCAGAUUGGCAAAGCAACUUUGUUUACCAAGCUUGACCUCAAGAGCGGCUACCAUCAAAUUCGUAUACGUCCUGGAGACGAGUGGAAGACGGCGUUCAAAACCCGGGAAGGGCUAUUCGAAUGGUUAGUAAUGCCGUUUGGCCUAUCCAAUGCUCCGAGCACAUUUAUGCGGGUGAUGAAUCAAGCACUCCGUCCGUUUAUCGGUAAAUUUGUGGUUAUCUAUUUUGAUGACAUCCUUAUCUUCAGCUCCUCGUUAGACGACCACAUUUCUCAUCUCCGAAAAGUUCUCACCAUCCUACGAGAAGAACAAUUGUUCGCUGCCCGCCAAAAGUGUGUGUUUGGAUCUACGGAGGUGCAGUUUCUGGGAUACAUAGUUUCCGAUAAGGGACUGUCAGUUGACAAUGCCAAAAUAGAAGCCAUACGCUCAUGGCCACUACCACGCACUGUCACGGAAGUUCGCAGCUUCCACGGCCUGGCCUCUUUUUAUCGGCGGUUUGUACAUCACUAUAGCAGUAUCAUGGCACCAAUCACAAGUUGCAUGACCAAGGGUAAAUUUGAGUGGACACCGGAGGCUACUACAGCGUUUGAUCUGAUCAAAACAAAGCUUACCACAGCACCCAUUCUCGUGUUACCAGACUUCUCGGUCAUGUUUGAACUACAUUGUGACGCUUCCAAGUUAGGCAUUGGUGCGGUGCUUAGUCAACAAGGCCGUCCGGUCGCCUAUUACAGUGAAAAAUUAAGCGGUGCACGCGGACGUUAUAGCACGUACGACGUCGAAUUCUAUGCGAUAGUACAAGCCAUCAAGCACUGGCGUCAUUACUUGGUCCAUCGCGACUUUGUCCUUUUCACGGACCAUGAUGCCUUACGUCACCUUGAUAGACAAGCCAAAGUUUCCACAAGACAUGCUUCCUGGAUCGCUUAUCUCCAGCAGUUCACGUUUUCGAUUAAACACAAGGCGGGAACGCUUAACCGGGUUGCCAAUGCCCUGAGCCGCCGCCAUACAUUGUUAGCCUCGACAUACACGAUGGUCCCUAGUUUCGCGUCCUUUGCUGACUUAUAUGAGUCGGAUGUCUACUUUGCAAAAGUUUUCAAGGACACAGAUUAA
Messenger RNA from Arabidopsis lyrata subsp. lyrata, 3243 nucleotides. RefSeq lists its product as uncharacterized. Bases 1 to 3243 code for a protein of 1080 amino acids. The transcript has a single exon. Lineage: Eukaryota; Viridiplantae; Streptophyta; Magnoliopsida; Brassicales; Brassicaceae. Gene Ontology annotation, molecular function: nucleic acid binding; zinc ion binding. The record is from RefSeq and is a predicted model, not a curated record.